Messenger RNA from Chelmon rostratus (copperband butterflyfish), 1955 nucleotides. RefSeq names its product ubiquitin-conjugating enzyme E2L 3b (gene ube2l3b). The record is from RefSeq and is a predicted model, not a curated record. NCBI's taxonomy places the organism in Eukaryota, Metazoa, Chordata, Actinopteri, Chaetodontiformes, Chaetodontidae. The transcript is spliced from 4 exons. Bases 1 to 465 code for a protein of 154 amino acids.
AUGGCGGCGAGCAGGAGGCUGGCCAAGGAGCUUGACGAGAUUCGCAGGUCUGGAAUGAAAAACUUCAGAAACAUUCAAGUUGAGGAAUCAAACCUAUUGUCAUGGCAAGGGCUCAUUGUUCCUGACAACCCUCCUUAUGACAAAGGUGCUUUCAGGAUCGAAAUCAUUUUCCCCACUGAGUACCCAUUCAAGCCCCCCAAGAUCACAUUCAAGACAAAAAUCUAUCACCCCAACAUUGAUGAAAAGGGCCAGGUGUGCUUGCCUGUGAUCAGCGCAGAAAACUGGAAGCCUGCCACCAAAACCGACCAAGUAAUUCAAUCCCUCAUUGCACUGGUGAACGACCCCCAGCCGGAACAUCCCCUGAGGGCAGACCUAGCAGAAGAAUACUCAAAAGACCGCAAAAAAUUCUUGAAGAAUGCUGAAGAGUUUACAAAGAAACAUGGUGAAAAGCGGCCAAUGGACUGAUCACCUGACAAGCUUGUAGCCCUCUCUUUCUCUUUCUCCCCCUUUCCCCCUAUCUUACCUGCCUGAUCAAAUGCUGAUCUUCCUCUCGCCUCCCUGCUCUCCCCUACACCUCACCACAGUCUUCACUCUCUCUCCUCCUCCCUUCUCCCUCAUACCAGUUCUCCCUGCAGCCCAGGAGCUGCCCAGCUGAAGUCUGGCAGAAGGCUGAAGCAGCCUCAGCUUCCCUCCCCAUCCAGGACUCUCUGUGGAUCAGACAGCUUCCUCCCUGCCCUCUUCCUCCUUCUCCUCGGCCAUAAAUCUCAAGAUCAUGUCUAACUUUCUACUCUUUUCUUAAUGUGAAAAAUGGAAAAAGAAAUGCUAUGGGAACAUGAUGUUCAAAUGAUGAGUUAGAAGGAAAUACUCAGAGUAAAGUGUUAAUUUUCUGUUGGCUUUUUGUCUUUAUAAACAGCUCUUGUGUUAAAUAGAUCUCACUUAGAUAUAGUUUUUCUGACGUAUUUUCUGGCAGAGCAGGAAAACUGGAUGAUUACCCCCCCCCCCCCCCCCCCCCCCCCAUCAUCAAUAAUCUUAUGAGCUAAAAAAACCCAAACUUGACAGAAAGAAGAGAAGCUGUAUGUAGGACCUGAAGGCGUGUGCUGAAUGAAAUGUUUCCCCUACUUACCUCCACUGCUUCUAGACUUGCACUGUACUCUGUGGGACAAUCCCUCUCAUCUCCUUCCCCUGUUCUUAAACCACCCACCCAGGAACAAACAUUGGCAGGCCAUACAUGAAUGGAAUGAUUAUUGCUUAAAAUGCUACAGACCAUUUUUGAGUGUUAAAGUAAAAACAAUUGGUUUUCAAACAUGUGGUCAUCAUCAGCAGGCCCUUAAAGACCAGUUGAACAGCACUAUCCCCAUACUUUCUCGGUUGCACUUUGUUGGGUUCUUGCGACACAAGUGAGUUGCAGUCUCAGAACGUGCUGUUAAAACUUACCUGCAUGACAAAUGGCUUUUGUGAUUUUAUUUUCUUUAUGGAUAAUAAUUUGAUUUCUUCACUUGAAAUUGAUUUGAUUGACACAUAAUAUAGAAAAUUGGUAAUGUGGGAAGAACUUAUUUGCUUAAUUUGAAUCUUUCAGAUGUCUCCUCUCCUAAUAUUUGGCACCCCAGUUUAAUAUUCUAUAUUAUAUAAUAAUAUAGAAAAGGAGCCCUUCACCACACUGAGACAUAUUCCAGUAGCAGAUCAACUGUCAGCCCAGCUGAAAGGGACCUAACUUGUUGGGAGGGAGGAAGAAGAAGCUGGAGAAGGAUAUGCACAGCUGGAAUGAAGCUCAGCUCCUGAAGUCGGUCCUAGAAACAUGCACCUUUAAGGCAGCUGGGAGAGGGCUGGCUGUCCAGGGAUGUGUCAGGACAUGCAAAGGGACUGCAGUGGCCAAAUAAACCACCAUGUAACAACUGUUUGAUCUGGUCCCAAUAUUGUUUCAUAAUAAAGAUGGCUAAUGAUUUGGCCUCACUGUC